Molecule: messenger RNA, 2635 nt
Organism: Coregonus sp. 'balchen'
Lineage: Eukaryota; Metazoa; Chordata; Actinopteri; Salmoniformes; Salmonidae
Source: the annotation of a GenBank genome assembly
AUGGAUGUAACAACAUGUCUGAAGUCUUUCCUGCUGGCCAUCCACCAGUACAGAGGCAACAGGACGGCCCAUAACACUGUCCAGCUGCAUAAACAAGUGGAGGUCAGUUUCAACAUGUCCACACUGUGCCAAAGCACAAACUUAGGAAGAUAUGAAUCAAGAUGACAGUGAACACACUCACUGGGCAGCACCUGGCCCGAUGACAACAGACCACCGUGCUGCAGUCCUGAAAGCUCCUACACACACACACACGACUGGUGGAGCUGGCAGGAGACCCCAACACUAGCCCUGCACUCACAGGAACCAUCAUCUCUUCACUGGCCCAACUUGGUACACACAUACACUGACUAGUUCCCAAUGCAUUUAUUUCAAAUAAUGUCUUGUCAAAAAACAAUAGACAAAUGAUUGAACUAGUCUUACAGCUAUACUAUGAUGUGUGUGUUUUCUCUCCAAGCCUGUGUUGAUGAGAGCAGAGUGGUUCUCCAGAGCAGUUAUAACCUGACCAACACUCUGGCCUCCAUCAUCCGCUGCCACAGCGCCACCCCCAGAGAGCCAUUGGUACUACAGGUAUGACAACACACUCACCGAAAUGACAUGAAGAGACUAAACCAGCGGUAGAACUAUGGAGCUACACAAGGCCAAAACUCUGGUGAGAAACAUGGCUGUAGGAUGUGAUUGUUCAGCUAUUGCUGUAGUAACUCUCUCUCUCUCUCUGUGUGUCAGUGUCUACAGGUGCUACAGAGGCUCACUUACAACGCCCGGAUAAUCCACUGUUCCAACUACAUCCAUGAAUUCAUACACUUUCUCAUCUUCUCUACCACUGUCUGUUCACCCUUUCUCUCUUUUUGUGUUGUACUCACCCUCUCUUCUCUCCUUACUUCUCUUUCUCUCGCUACUCUUUGAUGUAACAGGUUGUUGUAAUGUGAAGGAGUUCUACUGUACGUUGAUUAACCUGUGUGUGUGGGUUCCUACAGAGUAAUGUCAAGGCGUUCUACCGUACCCUGAUUUACCUUUCUGGCCGACAACAGUUUGACGGUGGUGGUGUUUGCUCUCUCCAUACUGGCUAGCCUCACUCUCAAUGAGGAUGUGGGGGAGAAGGUAACACACACACACCAAUGUUUUCUCUAUCUUUGGUUCUGGUUGUGACUACUAUCUCUCUGGUGUGUGUGUGUGUGUGUCAGCUGUUCCAUGCUAAGAACAUCCACCAGACGUUCCAGCUGAUCUUCAACAUCAUCGUCAACGGCGACGGAACUCUAACCAGGAAGUACUCUGUAGACCUACUGGUGGACCUACUGAGGAACCCCAAGAUAGCUGACUACCAGACCAGGUACACACAGGCACACAAACACACACAUGCACACGCUCACACACUUUUAUAGAACAGAAAAAGUUAUGUUGUGUAUGUCUCUCCCUCCUUUCUCUCUCUGUAGGUAUGAGCACUUCUCAAUGUGCGUGUCCCAGGUGUUGGGUCUGCUACAUGUCAAAGACCCGGACUCUGCUACCAAGGUGUUGGAGCUGCUCCUGGCUCUGUGUGGUUUGUCAGGCCUGAGGCGUCUGCUGUGUGAGGUUGUGUUCUGUCCCGCCAUCCCACGGCUCCAAGCUGCAAUCUGCAGACUGGAGGUGGGCCUAGACGCAGGCCAGAAAACAGAGCUGGGCUUAGCUCUCAUCCAAUGGCUCAGCUCUCCGGCUGACGGGGAGGAGUCAUGCUGUCUACAGGCACUGCAGCUGCUGACUGAACUACUGGAGGUACGGCAGCCCAACGUGGACGUACAGAACUAAAAGUGGAAGCCUGUAUCUACAAAGUUUUCAUCAUCCAGUCUAAAUCAUUGAUAACUCCUGUAUGUACAGCCAAAGUGACUUACUUGGAUUUCUCUUUGUCUUUUCUUAUGUGUUUCUCUUCAGGAGGCAUUGGGUUCUGAGGUUGUGUCUGUGUGUGUGUUGGGCUUCGUUGAGUUGUUGGUUCCAAGGGUGUUGGGUCUACUACAGGGACUGGACCCAACUGCACCACACAGCCAGCUCAGAACACACUGCAUACGCACCACACACACCACCAGCCUGCUACUAAAUAUAUUUUACAUGUUGAGGCUGGGAUCUGUGUUGGUCUGUGUGUGUGUGAUCAGCCUUAACUCUUCCACUGCUGUGUAAUGAGGACUCUGCGUAGCAUGGUGUCUUGUCAGGUGAGCUCCCAGGUCUGUCUCUCUCAGGUGGAAAUACUGCUCUCCUGUUGCCAUAACAACAACCCCCUCACCGACCAUGACUGCCUCAGGUUAGUGACCCCUUAAGAUAUUAACAUAUUAAGAUAACACACACACACAGCAAAUGCGUCAACACAGGCAUCAAGCAUUCUCAAAUCAAAGAGAUGGGCUCAAAAUGAUGUGUGUGUGUGUUCCAGUCAAGUGUGUGGUGAGGCGGUGUUGAAGACUCUGGAGUUGAUGAGUAAACUGAGACAGCAGGUGAAGGACAUGGAGACCAGCUUCUACAGAAUACUACAGGUACACACUCACUCACUCACUCACACACCUGUGGAGCUGAGCUAAAUGAUUGACACGUUAAAUCUCUCUCCCUAUAGGACCAGAGGAUGGUCACACCCCUCUCUCUGGCGCUCACGUCCAAUCACAAAAAGCAUGUUCAGACC